CAGGGAAACACGGAAAGAAGGGAAAAAAAUCGGAGAGAAGAAAAGAGCGGAAUAUAAAAAAUUCUUCAAUUAUGAAAGAACACGGAGGAAACAAGCAUCCGGCCGAACCGGCGACGAAAACGCUUAAAUCGUUGCUGAAAAAACCAGGUCAAACGAAAACGAAGUCGCAGAAGCACCGGGUGGUGAUAAACGAGAAGCUAAACGAAUUUUUUGCGGCUGACUAUAUAAUAUUGAUCAAUGAGGAAUGUUGCGCCGAUUACGAGGAGGAUUGUGAUUGCUGUUAUCAGGAACACGAGUUGAUGCGGUUAGGCAACUGUCAGGAAUGCCGGGCGGAAUUGAAUUUGCACUUGGGAAUCGGGAACGACGCCGGCGGCGGCAGAUACGGCGGCGGCGGCGAAAUGGCGAAAGAAACGGAACAGGCGUUGCGCGAUAACGUAACGCGUAAUAAUCGCGACGAAUUUCGGGGCGAGAAGAGUCAGUUGCGAAGCUCGCAAGAGGACGAGGAAGAGGAUGAGGAGGAAGCGGACGUUGGCGAGGAAGAAGAGGACGAGGAGGAGAACGAACAGAUGGACGAGGAUGAUGAUGAGGAGGAGAACGUUGAGAGCAAGGUUGAGAGAGUGGUGGCGGCUGUAGCCGCGGCAACGCCGAUUGAAAGAAAAGACGUCGUCGAGCGAAGAAACGUGGACGCGGCGGAAGACGCGGCUACUAAAGGACGACGGCCUAAAGAGACCUCGGAUUUUCAGAAAGAAAACGGAACCGCGGUCGUUCCGCCGUCGUCACAACAUGAUCAGCAACAGCAACAGCAACAGCAACAAGAUCAGCAGCAACAACCGCAACAACAAGAAACGCUAAGUCCGCCGGAAGGUUACAAGGACGUGUGUUCGUCGUCGAACGACGACGAAAUCCCGAACGAAACGGAGCAACGUAGCCGAUCGUCGGCCUCGUGCGCGGAGUUUAAUUAUUGUCAGCAACAGGCAACAACGGAAUGUGAAACAAAGGAUCAUAGAAAUCAGCAAGACGCACAAGACGUCAAAGAUACGACGCACGACGGUUGUCAAAAAAGUUUGCAAGAAAGAUUGGAAAAACAGCAUCGAGCAUCUCUACCUGAUCUGCACCAUCGUUACCUUGUGGAAACAAUAACAAUGACAACCGUUACGGAGCGGCGCAUUGUGCGGGAAAUUAGCGAGGAGGAGCGCAAGGACGGCUUCGGGCGAUCCGAUACGGAUAAAAGCAAGAACGGUUGCAACGUUCCAAAAGAUAACGAUUUUAAUCCGGCGCUUUGUCUUACGACGGACGCUUCUUCUAUGUCGGUCGUUCGUGAGAACACGUCGCAACUCAACGCGCGAUAUAACGAAUCCGAAGUCACGGAAAAUUGUGAAAGCGACACAAACGUCAAAAAUCCGGUUGGCGAGAAAAAAACAGAGGCGACGGUCGAGGUCAGCGAACGCAUCGGUGAUCAAACGACUACGUCGGGCGAUCAGCAGUCACAACGCGAGCAGGACAUCAAAGAGCUUUCCCUCGUUUUUAAACUAGGCAACAUGUCUCUGGCCAAUAAUAGCCUGAAGCCAAAUUCCGCAGUAAGACAACUCUUUCCCAAUCCAAAGUUUAUAUCGCCACCACCGGCGCCGACUAACAAACCAGGUUCCUCGGAUCAUUUCCAGGACGAGGCGCACAAAUUUCUAAUUACCGCCGAGAGUUUGCGAUUGUUCGACGCGGCGAAAAAGUCAUCGGUUCUCGAUGAUUCGUACGAAUCGCCGGAAUGCGAGACAAACUCGAUCAAAAGAUCCAUCGAACGCAACACCCUGCGACGAAGUCUGAUCGGCAAAUAUAACACGAUAUCGCGCAAGAAGAAUCUACGACCCAAGAAUCUGUCGUUGGAGGAGCGCAUCAGGCAGCUCACGUGCGUCGAUCAGGACGACGACAACGUGGACACAACGGACAGUUCCGACUCGAUGAAGGAUACCAAGUAUGGGGGUGAUCUUUCGAUACGAACGUCGCCAUUGGGCGAGGAACGGCCUACGUACGAGUCGCUGUCCGCGAGCGUGGUCUCAACAGAAACCGCUGCCAGUUUAACAAUGGUGUCGACGAGAUCAAAUUCUUUGACAGCGACGACAACCGACGCGAUGACAACAACGGCGAACAUGAUGGCGUCGUCCGGAGGACAGAGUUCGAUGGGUAAGCCAAUGCUGAUAACAGACAAUCCGCCCACGACUCAAUCCACUUACAAAAAACUCACGGAUCUGUUCGCGCACAAAAAGAACAUUCAGUCGAACCUUCCCGAUCUUGGUAUCGGCACGGGGGGCAGAAAUCUUCUCGCCAAAGAGUGCCAGUCGAAAAAUCCAAAAUUGAACUCGGACGUUCGCAAACAAUUGUUGGCGAGUUUGGCGCCGCUCUCCUGCGUUGCCAUCGGAAACGCUUCCGACAACCAAGAUGCCGAUUAUUAUCGAAACGAGUCCAGAAUGUUGACGUCCGCCAACCGAUCCGAAUCAAUGAGCUGCAAUUCGGACUCGUCGUACAGUUUGGAGGAUAUUGAAGCGGUUCUGAACGACGACAGAAAGUACGCCGGCCAACCGGAUGUGACGAGAUGCACGCCGAUAGGCAGCAGACCCGAUAUAGGCGACAAUAGUACAACCGACGAGUUGCUCGCAUUCGUCGAGCAAGACAAAUCGAGAAUGGAGCGAAUAAAACGACGUUAUAACGAAACGGAGGAUCGUUUCGCGUUUUCAAACGGCUAUCACUCCGAGGACAAGGCGGUGAAUACGACGUCCACUGAGAAUAUUACUAAGAAUCGCGAAGUCAGGGUGGACGGCCAGGUGGACAAUGAAGCGGAGAACGACGAUGACGAGCUAAACGAUUACGGUUUCAAUCGACGACCGUCGGUGACGGGGAUCAAGCAGCAAUACGAAACCAUCAACGAGACGCUUCAUCGAAUGCGAUCAACCGGUGUGGCCAACAACUGCAACAACGACGCGGCACGAUCGAGCUCGACGUGGCCAAUGUAUUGCGACGCGAACAACGGGGACGUGAAGAUAGACGCCAAGACUCUGUUGGCCGACGGGAACGAAGCGGUCUCCAUACUUGCGGAUUCGUACGCAAGUAUGGGAAGUUUUGAGAGAGACACGAACACAAUCAAUCGAAUAAACACGAUGCAACGACAGAUCGACGAUAUCUAUCAGACUAUCGCCGAGAGCAAGGCGGUAACCGCUAACAUCCACGGUAUCACCGAACGCAUGACUUAUCUGGAGAACACGAUACCGCGUCAAUUUGUCCGAACGAUCUCCGACGAAGACGCGACGCAUAUGUACGCCGAGCACAGAAAUGGUCAUCACUACUUUCACGAACAGCAGCAGAUGUCCAGCAGCAGCAGCACGCGCAUGUUGCGCAUCGCGGGCGGCGGCGGCGGCGGCGGCGACGAUAUCGCGGGUGCGAUAUAUACCAACACGUUGUCGAAGAUGCAACGUCGCAAUCCUCCUGUAACAAUUGCCAAUUAUCACUGUAACGUGUUGCCCGGCGGCGCUGUGCCGGCUGUUAACACCAAGUGCUACCGCACCAUGUACUUCGUCCCUUACAGCGGCAUGUCGGAUCCAACUUAUCAAAAUAUUCAGCGCAUUCUACCCCCGCACUCGUCCCCAAACUAUGCCAAUCACAUCGAACGUUAUCCGUAUCCCAGACUGAACAGGACCAAUCAACAACAGGCUAUCUAUUAUAACGCAAAUCGUUCUUCCGUCACGUCGCAUUCCAAUUUGAGCAAUACGUCUCCGCCUGUGCCACCUCCGCCUCCGCCGCCUCCGCCACCUCCGCCCCCGCCGCUGCCGCUCGCAUCCGUACCCAAUUCGAAUUCUCUGCAACAAUUGCAGGCCGUCGCUCAACAGGCGCCGCUUCAUCUUCACAUACAUCCUCACCAGACUGAAGAUUUUCGAUCGCCCAACAUCGCGUUCACUUCCGUGCCGCACUCGGCGUUGCAUCCCAUGCAGCUUCAUCAUCAUCAUCAACAUCAGCAUCAGCAUCAUCACGGCGAAAUGGCCGGUUCUUAUCGCGUGCCUCUGGCAACGCAGCUUUCGCCACCCUCGUAUACGGUAGUCGCGCCAUCGAGAUGUAUUCCGGCGAGUAAUCAGGACGGUUAUCCGUUGUAUCCGGCGCAUUUGGCGCGUGGUAACGCGAGUGCUGUAGCCGCCGCCGCAGCCGCCGCAGCCGCAGCCGCGGAUAUCCAAACCCAAACGAUCGCCAUCUCGUCGUUCUCAUCGUCGCCGUCGUCCUCAUCAUCAUCUUCGUCGUCAUCAUCCUCGUCAUCUUCGGCGUCAGCGGCGUCCGCGUUGUCAUCGUCCUCGUCCUCGUCCACUUCAGCCACUGCCACUUCUUUAAAAUGUACAGGAGUCGUGCCCAGCAAUAAAAGUUGCGAGCCUAUUAUCGGAACGUCCUACGUCGUUAGCAGUAACGCGCAAUCUGGAACGAAUAGCGUAGCUCCGCUCGCAUCGUCAUCAGCGGCGGCCAUAUCCUCGGUUACAACGGUGUUGCAACUGCCACGAACCGUUAAUACUUGCGCAAUGACGGAGCGCGGGAUUCCCGAAGGAGCCAGCAUGCCAACCCGAGACUUUCCUCAGCCAUCCGGACCGGCAAAUUCGACGGCGCAUGUCAUGCUAAUGUCCAACUCUUACGUUGAUCCCAAUGCAAGUCUUACCACUCAGACCAAUCCUCCAAACACGAUAUAUUACGCUAUGAACGUCUGA
Molecule: messenger RNA, 4727 nt
Organism: Pseudomyrmex gracilis
Lineage: Eukaryota; Metazoa; Arthropoda; Insecta; Hymenoptera; Formicidae
Exons: 3
Coding region: 72-4727 (1551 amino acids)
Biological process (GO): regulation of transcription by RNA polymerase II
Cellular component (GO): SAGA complex
Molecular function (GO): transcription coregulator activity
Source: RefSeq, a predicted model, not a curated record